Messenger RNA from Brassica napus (rape), 1929 nucleotides. RefSeq lists its product as uncharacterized. Gene Ontology annotation, molecular function: protein binding. The record is from RefSeq and is a predicted model, not a curated record. The transcript is spliced from 3 exons. NCBI's taxonomy places the organism in Eukaryota, Viridiplantae, Streptophyta, Magnoliopsida, Brassicales, Brassicaceae. Bases 279 to 1766 code for a protein of 495 amino acids.
UUAAGUGAACAAAAAAAAGAAGAUAAAUCUUGUUGGCUAUUGUAUAAAAAGAGCAGCUCGCCUUCUAAACUGAAUCAUCUGCCUCGAGCUCCACUUCAGGGUUAUCUCUCUCUCUCGAGUUUUUAUUUGUUUCCUUCCAACAAAACACAUUGAUAGAGUGCGUGAGGAAGAAGAAAGUAGCCUCCAGCUUCUGCUCUUUUUUUCUCCACUUUUGUUUUUCUUAUUGCUAAACUAUAUAAUCGACAAGGUAAAUAUUCUGAAGAUAUUUUUUUUCCAAAAUGGGCAUGAAAAUAGCUACAACCUCAACUUUGCAUCAAUGUGUAGCUCAUCACUCCUCUUCCCUGUCUCAAACCCUAUCUUCCUCCACCGUUUCAUCUCUUUCAAAACGACGUAGCAUCGGCAACAACGGACGCUCUCUGUCCUGUGAGCUCUGGGAAUCAUCGAGACACACCAAAACUCACUUGCUUCGCAGAGCUUUUAGCACAAGCGUCGACCCCUUCUCAGAGGAGGAGUUUUCAAAAAAGAUGCAAGAGCUUUCUCUCAAGUUCCAAGUCUCCAACGAAGAGGACAACGACAUCUUUGGAAGUCAUGACUUCAGUAUAAUGGACACAAUGAAACCACCUUGGCAUGAGACGGUCCAAAUGUCAACCAUCGAGAGGAAAGCAAACAGUGUCGAACUUCCUCUCUCGCUUCGGAUUAUAAAGAGAAAGCUAAAGAUGGAGGAAGAAGUUAUCAAACAAGUCGGUGAAUCAUCAGCUGUGAAGAGAGCCUUCUCUUCUAUGGUGUUCAUGAUCCGUGAACUCCAGAGCUUCACAUUACACAUGAGAGAGCUUCUUCUCUUCGAAGAUCUCCAAGGUGUCCUCCUUCGCGUGAGGAAAGAGAUGCAUGCAUCGUUCGUUUGGUUGUUCCAACAAGUUUUCUCUACCACUCCUACGUUGAUGGUCUCUGUUAUGAUCCUCUUAGCCAACUUCACGGUUUACUCUAUCGGCACAAACUCCGCCUUAGCUGCCGUAUCUUUGAGUUUCGACACGACGGAGACCAAUGCCGGCUUAGAUAAGGGGACAUACAGUGCAACCACUCAAAACCUCUUAUUUUUUAAUAAGUCCCAUGAGAAGUUCGACUCCUCAGUGAUCAAGACAUUCUCUGUUUCUUCUCCCACCGACGGCGGCAGCGGUGGGAACAACAUCCGGCCGGUACAAAGCGGAACAGACGGCGAUGGGUCUGACAAGUUCAGAAUGUUAUCUCAGUUUUCAACUUCGGAUUCAGACGUAUCUGCGUCGGGACAAGAAGAGAUUAAACAGUGGAACUUGAUCUUGGAGGAGUCGGAGAAAAUGGAAACGUUGGAUCACGAGACGAUGAAGCAGAUGGUGUCUCCGGUGGAGGCACGAGUAGAAGCUGAAGAGUCAAUGGAUUACUUCAAGACGGAGCUUCUCUACCAAACGGGGUUGUCUCAGCAGCCUCAUAACGUUCUCCUUCUCGCUAAUUACGCUCAGUUUCUCUACCUAAUCAUUCAUGACUACGACAGAGCGGAAAAGUAUUUCAAGAGAGCGGCAAAAGCAGAGCCAACAGACGCGGAGGCGCUGAAUAAAUACGCGACGUUUCUGUGGAAAGCUAGGAACGAUAUAGGGAGAGCAGAGGAAACGUUCUUGGAAGCAAUCUCUGCUGAUCCAACCAACUCAUUUUACUCCGCUAACUACGCACAUUUUCUUUGGAACACCGGUGGUGAUGAGACGUGUUUCCCUCUAGAUGCUCCACCGCAACGGUAACACAACCUAGCUAAUAGAAAAGAGCCACAACAAUUGUCUAAAUGUACAGUGUGUUUCUUUUUUACAAAACUCAUGUCAUGUGGCAAAUCUCCUUGGAUUAAUCCAUAUCGUCACGGACAUGUCCUUUUAUCUGGACAACCAUGCGCCUGUCAGUUUCUCACCA